Molecule: messenger RNA, 2381 nt
Organism: Lolium rigidum
Lineage: Eukaryota; Viridiplantae; Streptophyta; Magnoliopsida; Poales; Poaceae
Product: pentatricopeptide repeat-containing protein At1g08070, chloroplastic-like
Exons: 1
Coding region: 1-2091 (696 amino acids)
Biological process (GO): RNA modification
Molecular function (GO): protein binding; zinc ion binding; RNA binding
Source: RefSeq, a predicted model, not a curated record
AUGGCCACCGCCGUCCUCCCGACGGCGGCUCUCCCCGCCUCCGCCGUGCCCACGCAUAGUACACCUCACCGGGCGGCGCUUCGCGACGUGCCUCAGCUCCACGCGGCCCUGCUCAAGUCCGGUGCCCUCACCACGUCGCCGGAAUCCUUCCACUCCUUCCUCGAGGCCACCGCGCUACCGUCGCCGGUCACCUCCCCGGCCCACCUCUCCUACGCCAUCCGCCUGUUCCGCCUCGGCCCCCGCCCUCCCCUCUCCGCGCCGGCGUAUAACAUCCUUAUCCGCGCCUUCUUCCGCGCGGGCCACCCGGAGGAUGCCCUCCACCUGUUCGUCGAAAUGCUCGACGCUUCCGAUGUCUGGCCCGACCAACACACCAUCGCCAACACCGUGAAGUCCUUAGCCAGGAUGUAUGCUAUGGCUACAGGGCGUGGCGUCCAAGCGUACGCUGUCAAGCGUGGGUUCAUGGUCGAUCGGUUCGUGCUGAACAGCUUGAUACAUAUGUACGCGAGCUGUGGGGAUGUCGUUGCAGCACAGGUGCUGUUCAACACAGUGGAGGAGAAGGGUGUUGUAACAUGGAAUGCGAUGAUCGCGGGCUACGUCAAGAAUGGAGACUGGAAGGAGGUGGUCGAGAUGUUUAAGGGGAUGCUUGAUGUUCAGGCGCCAUUUGAUGAAGUCACAUUGGUAAGCGUCGCCACAGCCUGCGGAAGAAUAGGUGAUGCCAAGCUUGGUGAGUGGAUUGUAGUGUAUGCAGAGGAGAAGGGGAUGGUGAGGAACAGGAACUUGGCGACUGCACUGGUUGACAUGUUUGCAAAGUGCGGAGAACUUGAUAAGGCGCGGAGGUUGUUCGACAGGAUGCGCUCCCGGGAUGUGGUUGCUUGGAGCGCGAUGAUCUCUGGGUACACUCAGGCUGACCGGUGUCAAGAGGCACUUACUAUUUUCAGUGAGAUGCAGUCUACCGACGUGAACCCGAAUGAUGUAACCCUGGUCAGUGUGCUCUCUGCUUGUGCUGUCCUGGGUGCGCUUGAGACAGGUAAGUGGGUGCAUUCGUACAUAAGGAGGAAGGGGUUGCCCCUUACAGUAAUUCUUGGUACUGCAUUGGUGGACUUUUAUGCUAAGUGCGGAUGCAUUGAAGAUGCAGUCAAGGCAUUUGAGUCGAUGCCUGUGAGGAACUCUUGGACAUGGACAGCCUUGAUAAAGGGCAUGGCAAGCAACGGAAGAGGCAGAGAAGCGCUGGAGGUCUUCUCAUCCAUGCGUGAGGCCGAUAUUGAGCCUACAGAUGUCACAUUCAUUGGUGUUCUAUUAGCUUGCAGCCACAGCUGCUUAGUUGAGGAGGGUCGCGGGUAUUUUGAUAGCAUGACCCAGGAUUAUGGCAUCCCUGCAAGGAUUGAGCACUACGGCUGUAUGGUUGAUCUAUUGGGGCGGGCUGGUUUGAUCGAUGAGGCAUAUCAGUUUAUCAGGAAUAUGCCAAUUGAGCCAAAUGCAGUAGUCUGGAGGGCACUUCUUUCUGCCUGCACAGUUCACAAAAACGUUGAAAUCGGGGAAGAAGCACUGAAGCAGAUUAUCCCAAUGGACCCCUGUCACAGUGGUAACUACAUACUUCUGUCGAACACCUAUGCGUCAGUGGGACAAUGGAAGGAUGCGGCUAUGAUACGGAAUGAGAUGAAGGAGAGAGGGGUUGAGAAAAUUCCAGGGUGCAGUCUCAUUGAGCUGGAUGGGACAGUAUUCGAGUUCUUUGCUGAAGACUGUCACCACCCACAGUUGAGGGACAUAUAUGAGAAAGUUGAUGAGAUGAUCGAAAAUAUCAAGAUGGCUGGGUACAUCCCAAAUACAGCUGAUGCAAGGCUAGAUGUUGAUGAAUAUGAGAAGCAAGUAUCCGUCUCGCAUCACAGUGAGAAGCUGGCCAUUGCGUUUGGCCUGAUGAAGUCACGCCCUGGCGCAACAAUUCGGUUGUCGAAGAAUCUGAGAGUGUGCGUGGACUGCCACUCUGCCACGAAGUUGAUCUCGAAGGUGUACAACAGGGAGAUCGUUGUUCGAGACAGGAAUAGAUUUCAUCAUUUCAAAGAUGGUGUCUGCUCCUGUAAUGAUUACUGGUGAGUACGAACUCUCUGAGUCCCUGGGCCUUAAGGGUUUUCCUUGUAGAUAAGAUCAUAAGAAUAUACACCAGAUACAUAGACGUAACAGUGAACAUGUAUGCAAGUAAUUUGUGACCAAUCUGUUAGUACGAGAAUGUCAUUUACAGUUAGAAGAAACUGUUAGUCUACCAGUGUUCGUCCUGCAGACUGUGUGAUCAUGUACAGAGCACAGGCUGCACAUUGUUGUGCAUGAAUUUCAAACGGGGAACCAUCCUCAUAAAUUUUUCUUUCAUUGUCUUUACUAUUACAGCA